Messenger RNA from Ilex paraguariensis (yerba mate), 3055 nucleotides. Lineage: Eukaryota; Viridiplantae; Streptophyta; Magnoliopsida; Aquifoliales; Aquifoliaceae. The record is from the annotation of a GenBank genome assembly.
UUAAGUUUUGACACCUCUCGGUUACUCUCUAAUAUUGUGUUAAUCCUCUAAACUUAACACCUUGCUUACUAUUAAACAAAUGCUUAAAAAGCUCGUAAAUACGCAACAAAAUACGUUCCCCGUGAGAACAACUCCUCAAGAGAUUCUCAUAUCUUCUUGGUUGUGUCAAAAAGUUGAAUAUUGUAGCCACAUAUGAUUCCCUACUAAACUACAACCAAGUCUUCACCAUUGAAUUCUCUCUCUACCAUUCUUUAUGAUUUUUUGACUUCGAGGAAGGGAGACUCUCAGUUAUAUAUUUGACUUUCUCCUUUGCAUGUAGGAAAUUUUAACAACUGGAGAGCAUAAAUGAUGGUUAUUGCCAUUCAAUUUCACAUAGGUAACCUUUCUAACUUGAUCAUCCAUUAGAUUACCUUUUGACCUCAUCUAGAGUUGUCAUGAAAUAGUCCACAAUCAACUAGUCAUGAAAAAGGAACAAGGCUGGUCUGUAUUCCGCCAGCAGUGAUCCCCCAUGCCCAACAAUCAAAAUAUAAACCCAAAGCAGGCAAGACAGAACCAACAAACUAGACCCAAUUACUAUCGAGACAAAAUAUGACAAAAUAAGACCAAAAAAGUAGUUGUAAGCAACUCUUUGAAGGAGCUGAUUGCCACAGAGAAGCAAUAAUCACGCCAAACCACCCACACAAGUAUUGGUCACUCCAAACCAGCUUUCUAGUGCUUAGUUGCACCCUUCAUAUGUGAAUCGAAGCACAUAAAAGGUAACAAAUCUAAAUUUUUGGACCAGUAUUAUUGAGAAUCAUUCUUAAUAGAAAAAAAAUGAUCUAGAUGACUUUAAAAAAUUCAGCAAAAACCACCAUAAUUACCAGCAAGGAGAGGGGACCCUAAAAAUGGUUAUAUUCGCCGGAAAAUUUUGUUGUAAUGCUGAUGUUAAAUGUUACGGCACUGUGUUGAGCAUGGAUUUACUUAUUAUAAUAGUAGUUUUUUCUCCCCAGGUUUCUUCUGUUGUAUUUUUUGAUGAUGUAUUGCCUUAGAUCAAUGCAGUGAUACUAAGUUGAAGCUUGCAACAAUUGAGUCUUACGGUUAUGAAAGAGAGGACAGAGAGAGAGAGAGAGAGAGAGUAAUCAACUGUAUGUAGGAUACAGUUGUUCUACACUUGGUUACUUAUUUAUAUUAGAAGGAUAUUAAAAGCAAUUAAAAUAUUGCCCUUCAAUAACAUGUUCACACUAAUAGAACCAGUGGAAAACAAGAUAGCUGACUGAAGGUGUGAUUUUGGCACGUGACCAUCAUUAUUGAUUUUUCAAGACAUGCAUACAUUGGCUAUCCUAUUUGGCAUCUCUCUCUCUGUGUGUGUGUGUGGCAGAUGUGGUGGCCUAGCAGUCGUGGCUCACAAGCCCUUGUCAGCUUUGUCUUAGAGCAGGAGCUUCCUUCGGAGACAUUCUCAUUAGUGGCUGAGGAGGACUCUGGAGAUCUUCGCAAGGAAGAAGGCCAAGAAACUCUGCGACGUAUUACUAAACUUGUGAACGAUACUCUUGCCCACGAUGGGACAUACAAUGUCUCUCCUUUAUCUGAAGAAGAUGUGCUUGCUGCCAUUGACAGUGGAAAAUCUGAAGGGGGUCCUCAUGGUCGGCAUUGGGUGUUGGAUCCUAUUGAUGGUACUAAAGGGUUUUUGAGAGGAGACCAAUAUGCUAUUGCAUUAGCAUUGCUAGAUGAAGGGAAAGUCGUGUUGGGAGUUUUGGCUUGUCCAAAUCUUCCUUUAGCACCCCUUGGCAGCCAAGAUAUACAGAUAUCUUGUGACAAAGUUGGCUGUCUUUUCUCAGCCAAAGUUGGUGCUGGAACCUAUAUGGCGGCACUAGAUGGCUCCCUGCCUGUGAAGCAACAUGCUCCUGAUUUUAUGUUUGAACAGAAACUUGGUGUUAAGGCACCCCCAGUUAGAAUCGAUAGUCAAGCUAAAUAUGGUGCUUUGUCCAGAGGAGAUGGAGCAAUAUAUCUGCGUUUUCCUCACAAAGGUUACCGUGAGAAAAUAUGGGACCAUGCAGCAGGAUACAUUGUUGUCGCAGGAGACCAAUAUGCUAUUGCAUUAGCAUUGCUAGAUGAAGGGAAAGUCGUGUUGGGAGUUUUGGCUUGUCCAAAUCUUCCUUUAGCACCCCUUGGCAGCCAAGAUAUACAGAUAUCUUGUGACAAAGUUGGCUGUCUUUUCUCAGCCAAAGUUGGUGCUGGAACCUAUAUGGCGGCACUAGAUGGCUCCCUGCCUGUGAAGCAACAUGCUCCUGAUUUUAUGUUUGAACAGAAACUUGGUGUUAAGGCACCCCCAGUUAGAAUCGAUAGUCAAGCUAAAUAUGGUGCUUUGUCCAGAGGAGAUGGAGCAAUAUAUCUGCGUUUUCCUCACAAAGGUUACCGUGAGAAAAUAUGGGACCAUGCAGCAGGAUACAUUGUUGUCGCAGGAGACCAAUAUGCUAUUGCAUUAGCAUUGCUAGAUGAAGGGAAAGUCGUGUUGGGAGUUUUGGCUUGUCCAAAUCUUCCUUUAGCACCCCUUGGCAGCCAAGAUAUACAGAUAUCUUGUGACAAAGUUGGCUGUCUUUUCUCAGCCAAAGUUGGUGCUGGAACCUAUAUGGCGGCACUAGAUGGCUCCCUGCCUGUGAAGGUGCAUGUCUGUUCUAUUGGAAACUCCGAAGAGGCGUCAUUCUUUGAAUCUUUCGAGGCGGCACACUCAAUGCAUGAUUUAUCAAGCUUAAUAGCAAAGAAACUUGGUGUUAAGGCACCCCCAGUUAGAAUCGAUAGUCAAGCUAAAUAUGGUGCUUUGUCCAGAGGAGAUGGAGCAAUAUAUCUGCGUUUUCCUCACAAAGGUUACCGUGAGAAAAUAUGGGACCAUGCAGCAGGAUACAUUGUUGUCGCAGAAGCAGGGGGUGUUGUCACAGAUGCUGCAGGAAACCAAUUGGACUUUUCAAAGGGAAAAUAUCUUGAUCUUGACACCGGCAUAAUUGUUACCAAUCAGAAAUUGAUGCCAUCUCUCUUGAAGGCUGUUAGAGAGUCUCUGAAUGAGAAGGCUUCAUCCUUGUGA